Molecule: messenger RNA, 2157 nt
Organism: Bufo gargarizans (Asiatic toad)
Lineage: Eukaryota; Metazoa; Chordata; Amphibia; Anura; Bufonidae
Gene: TRUB2
Product: TruB pseudouridine synthase family member 2
Exons: 9
Coding region: 153-1121 (322 amino acids)
Biological process (GO): pseudouridine synthesis; RNA processing
Molecular function (GO): RNA binding; pseudouridine synthase activity
Source: RefSeq, a predicted model, not a curated record
GCGACAUCUGUGGUGGGGACAUUGGGAUAGCUGUAAGUGCUUGUUAGAUUACAGGGGAGUAUAUGUAUGGUGUACACAGUGCCAGCAGGGGGUUAUUGGUCACAGGGACUAUGUCUGUACGUGACCCUAACACCAGAGACUGAUGUACAGCCAUGGCACUUUCCGCUUCUUCAGCUUAUCGAAUGUUACAUGGAAUAUUUGCAGUAUAUAAACCCCCCGGGAUGAGAUGGAAGUCUGUACGAGACACGAUAGAGAUGAAACUUUUACAAGAGCUGAACUCCCUCGAGCAGCCAGCACCUCGGCAGCAGAUCCUCUUCCUACCACACAUUCAAGAGAGCAGCAGUGGGGUAGAACUAACCAAAGUUGUGACCUCCGUUCCUUCCCUGGCUGAUCAUAAACUGGUCAAGGGACCAUUCUACACUUACCUGAAGGUUGGUGUGGGACACAACCUGGAUACAAGAUCAUCAGGAGUUUUUGUGCUUGGAAUUGGGAACGGCAACAAACUUCUUACUGCUAUUUAUAAGAAGCAUUAUACCAAGGCCUAUACUGUGUCUGGUGUGUUUGGUAAAGCCACAGAUGACUUUUCAGAUGUUGGGAAAGUUAUUGAGAAGACCACUUACAAACACAUUACAAGAGACAGAUUGGAGCGGGUCUUGGCAAUGGUUCAGGGAGCCAACCAAAAGGCAUUGCUGACGCACAGUCAUGUGGACUUGAAGAGUCAGGAGGCUUAUGAGAUGGCAGUACAAGGCGUUCUCCGGCCCAUGGUGAAAUCCCCUCCUCUAGUUCUGGGGGUACGAUGUGUUGAGUUUUCCUCACCUAACUUCACAUUAGAGAUCCAGUGCAUGCACGAGACCCAGCAGUAUCUUCGCAAACUAAUCCAUGAGAUUGGCUUAGAACUAAGAUCCUCUGCAGCCUGCACGAAGGUGCGCCGCACACGGGAUGGCCCCUUCACUCUGGACUGUGCCUUAACACAUAGACACUGGGAUCUGAACAGCAUCACCAAUGCAAUAGAAGAGUGUAGACCUAUAGCUACAGAAAUGUGCAAGGAGGACACAAGCAUGAUCUGGGAAAAUGAUGAUGAAGAAGAUUCAAUGACCAAAGAAGAGAGCAAUAUCCAGUGAUGGUAUAACUCACUAACCUUUUAUGGGAUGCUCUGGUUAAGAAUCAUGUAUAUUGCCAACUGUUCAUAUCCACCGAUCCUUACUGUCUCCUCAUGGGAUAUACAUGCAUAAAUCAUAUUACAGUGUGAGUCAAAGGAACAGUACUCCUUUUUUGCAUCCCGGCAGAGCCAGGGUGUCCAUGUAGCAAAGUGGCCCACUAAACCAUAGCAGUGACUACAAUAAGUGAACGCGCAGAAGUUCGGUGCACUCACAGGAGCAGUUCCUGCAACUUUCCAGGAUCUGGCCAUCCUGCUGACAAGACAUUUCUGAGCACCUCUUUCUUGGAGACUUUUAUAAGACCAGGAAUAAGGGGUCAUAGUGAUGUUUUGGUGAUAUCGCGCUUGUUAGACGACCUCAUCGUAGUAUAGAAAGCUUUCUCCCAGAAAACCUGUAUGUCAGGCAUUCCCACCAUAUGCAAAAAUAGAUUCUCCUACGUCUCUGCGGGUGUUGAGAAAAUAGAACAAAGGAUUUACUCUACCACUGCAACAGCACCUUCGUUUUUUUGUCUGUGUGUAUAUCUAAAGGUCCUUUUACACGGAUCGAUAAUCGGGCCAGUUCGUUUUUUUAAUUGCUUGUUCCCGAUAACUGGCCUGUGUAAAAAGUGCCGGUGAUCACCCAAUGAAUGAGAAAACGCUCAUCCUGUCGGCACCAAAAAUCAUUGAUCCCGCGCAGCAGAUGGUGCUGUCUAUACAGAGGUCUGCUGCCCAGGACAAUGAUUUUCUAUGGAGACAAGCGAUCACUUGUCCCAAUACAGGGGAGGUAAUUGCUGCAUGUAAAUGCAGUCUGAAUUGCAUGAAGAGCUUGAUUCCAUAUUGCAUCGAAUGAAGUGGGAUUUUUGAAAAGGCGGUUUGCAGAUUGUAAGCAUCACAUUUAGCUCUUUAAUUGCCCAUUCAUAUACCAGUCUCCUAAACCUUUUCAUUGGUACCAUAUUGGGAUGCAUAGGACCGUUCCAUCACAUUUUAUUCCUUAGUGACCAAUAAAAAAGGUUUUGCCGGUU